Paramecium tetraurelia is the source of this 721-nucleotide messenger RNA. RefSeq lists its product as uncharacterized. Lineage: Eukaryota; Ciliophora; Oligohymenophorea; Peniculida; Parameciidae. The transcript has 6 exons. The record is from RefSeq and is a predicted model, not a curated record.
UUCAAUCACUAUUUAAUAGAGGUAUAGUAUUGAUGGGAAAAAACCUGGGAAAUGGAUUGAUGUAGAUGAAAAUUACUCAUCGUAAUAAAUACUAUAUACUAAUGAUCACGAUCAAUUUUAUAUGAAGGGGAAUACAAGAACGGAAGUAAAUUUGGGACUUGGGUAUCAUAAAAUAUGCUUUUGAAGAAGUAGCUUCAAUAAUCUAUUUUUUAUGAUUAUGAUAGCGGCGGUGGUAUAUACAAUGAUUAUGGAAUGAAAAAUGGAAAAUGGCGUGGUAUAUUUGAUAAUUACAGAGAGCAUAAUGAAUUAUUAAUAGAUUUAGAAACUGUUAAGUCAUUUAAAUAGGUAUGGGAAUUGGAAUUUCAUUUGUAAAUACUAUAAUUCUUUAAAUUUUCAUAAAAUAGGUGGAGGGGAAUAAGAGAUGGAGUAUGGUUGGAAUUAAACGACAAUUUUUCAGAAAACUGCCAUAAAAAUGGUUACAAACAAGGAAGAUGGAAAGCAUUAUUCAAAGGUUGUCAUGAAUAUACUUAUAAAACUCUAGGAGGAGGAGUUUAUUAAGAGGACGGAUUAAAAAUGGAAAAUGGACAGAAAUACAUGAAAGCUUUUCAAAAAUUCUUGGUAGUAAAUAAGUCAUGUUGAAUAUUUAAAUGGUAUCAAAUAGGAAAAAGUAUGAAGUUAAAUUUAUAAUAAUCAUAAUAAUUUCUUUAAAUUUAACUUUCAA